AUGGACGCAAUAGACUAUAAACCGGUCAAAGCCCGUGAUCCUAUCCCAUCUACCGGACGUGAGCCUUACACUUACCCAGAUGACUUCGAAGUAGACGCCGAUCUACUGCAAGCCAUCAAGGCUUGGACUGACUCCCAGGAGCAAGCCGAAGCUCUCGUCCCAGCCCAAGCCUCUUCAGUAACCCAGGGGGCUGAAGAACCAGGGCAGGAGACCGGAGACGGACAAGUCUCCCAGUCAAAGGCCGAGUCAGACCUGUUCGAGAUCGACGAGGCCGAGCUCCUCGCCCAACUCGACGAGGAGCUUUCUGAGCAGCAUCCGGUGGACUACAACUCCACCGACGAGCGACUAGAUGCCAUCCUGAAGGCAGAUGGCGGUGCGUACCGCGGGUACGUCACCAGUUACGAGGACUGCCUGGAGCUGGAGGCGGCAUACCUGCGCCGACAGGACAAGUCGGCGGCCUUUCUGGAGGGCACCACCUGCGCAGACUUCCCGGAGACGGUGGAGGAGCAGCGGGCGUGCGUGAGGGAGCUCUUCCAUGGGAUGAAGAACAUGGAGGGGAUUGUGGACUGCGGCGGAUGGGUGCCGAGAAAGGGGCCGGAAGGAAAGGUUCUGAAGGUCGACGGCAAGCCAACGGCCGAGAAAGUCCUGGAGCCGACGGCGGUUGCGGAAAGGGUUGCCAAGCUCCGAGGCGUCGAAGUAGAGCUCCUGGCCUGGAAUCUCUUGGAAUCCAAGGCGAUAGUCAUGGGUCUAACCGAUCACCAGUGGAUCCUCCGUGUGGCACGGAGCCCGGCUGUCGAGACCAAGAGAAAGGUCUGCAACCGACAGAUCAAUCCCAAGCGGCACGGGGAGUCCAUGCGUGGACGAAUGUCGAUGAGGGAUCAGAGCCUGGAAGAGUUGCCGCCUCCUGUCGAGAACCCGGCACUCGAGGCUGCGACAGCCAGGCUAAAGACCAGGAAGCGAAGCCGUGAGAAGACGGCCGGUGACGAUGAAGGCGUUACCAAGAAGCAGAAGAGAGCUAACACUGCGACGUCCGCCCUACCAACUCCUCCCAGCUCGAGCCCAGACUCGCCGUCGUCGUCGUCGCCGCCAUCUUCUGCAUCGCCGGCUCGAGCAAUCGAGCAACUAAAAGUCCACAUGUACCAACGUGGACAGAUGACGUACGAGCAGAUGCGCGCACAAUGUGCGAGACCGAGGAUGGUCUAG
This is a messenger RNA of Phaeoacremonium minimum UCRPA7, 1203 nucleotides long. RefSeq lists its product as hypothetical. The transcript is spliced from 4 exons. The record is from RefSeq and is a predicted model, not a curated record. NCBI's taxonomy places the organism in Eukaryota, Fungi, Ascomycota, Sordariomycetes, Togniniales, Togniniaceae. The coding region runs from base 1 to 1203 and encodes 400 amino acids.